AGGAGGUGGGGUGGGGGGAGGCGGAGAGACGUGGACAGUGAUGCUGCGCGUUCUCCGCUCUCUAAAUGAGGGUUGUCUUUUUCCCAGUUCAGCCAGCCAGCCUUCUCCACCCUUUUCCCGACGAGGAUCUGUAAUUUACACGACAACAGCAGCGCGUCUGUCGGACCUCCAUCAUCGUCAUCUGCGCUGGAUCGAACCCAGAGCUUCUGCUGCUCCAUCCUCCUCCUCCUCCUUUCCAUCAUCAUCCUCCCCUUCAGCACACGGCCAGAGGAGCGGAGGAGCGGAUCACCGUGCCAUGUGCGGAGCGACAUGUAUGCGUGAAUUCAUGCGGUGACAGAGGAGUAAGGAGGGGGGUAAAAAAAGGGAGAAAUGGAGCAGCUGUCAUCAGAUUCCUGCAGACGCACCCUGGGUGAAACACUGGAGGCUCUGGUGUAGAGAGGAAAAACACCUUCAUACGCAGCAGUCAGCUUGAAAAAUUCGUUUGGAUUGACAGGAAAACGGAAAAAAAAGACAAAACAAACAAGAAAAAAAAAGAGGGAACAGUGAUCUGGUGUCGCUUUUCAUUUCAACCUCAACAAUGGGGGAGCAGCCCAUCUACAGCACGCGGGCCCACGUCUUCCAGAUCGACCCCAACACCAAGAAGAACUGGCUGCCCGCCAGCAAGCACGCCGUCACCGUCUCCUACUUCUACGACAGCACGCGCAAUGUCUACCGCAUCAUCAGCCUGGACGGCACCAAGGCAAUAAUCAACAGCACCAUCAGUCCCAACAUGACGUUCACAAAAACCUCGCAGAAGUUUGGCCAGUGGGCUGACAGUCGAGCGAACACCGUCUACGGGCUGGGAUUCUCCACAGAGCACCACCUGGCCAAGUUUGCAGAGAAGUUUGCAGAGUACAAAGAAGCAGCACGGCUCGCUAAAGAGAAGAGUCAAGAGAAGAUGGAGAUGGCCACGUCUCCUUCUCAGGAGUCUCCGGCAGGCGAGCUCUCCUCCCCGCUGACCCCUGUGACUCCCCCCAUGGAAAACAUCAACGGCACAGAUGAAAUCUGUGACACCACUCCCAACUCAGACCCCCGCCCGGAGCCGGCACAGAACGCUCUGGCCUUCGCACACAGACGUCUGUGUAGGUCGAGGAGCCACGUGAACAUUUUGGUUGCGUUUGACGGAUCUCCGAAAGGUGCAGCGGAGAGCCCGGCAAUGACAAAACACUGGGAGGCCGAGCUGGAGGCGCUAAAGGGGAACAAUGCCAAGCUAACAGCAGCUCUGCUGGAAUCCACAGCCAACGUCAAACAGUGGAAGCAGCAACUGGCUGCCUACCAAGAGGAGGCAGAGAGACUACAUAAACGGGUGACAGAGCUCGAGUGCCAGAGUAACCAAACCCCAGUGAUUAAAUCCCAGAAGACUGAACUAAACCAAACCAUAGAGGAGCUUGAGAAUGUGCUACGAGAUAAAGAAGAGGAAAUGGAAAAGCUAAAAGAAGAGCUGGAAACCAUGAACGACCUGAUGGAGCAGAAAGACACGCUCACUCAGAAGCUUGAGGAGACGGAGCUGCGCAGCCGGGUGCUGGAGGAGCAGCUGGCAGGAGCCGAGCAGCGGCUGGAGGAGAACCAGGAGGAGCAGGAGAACUUCAGGAAGAGCCUGCGGACGCUGCUGGAGCUGCUCGACGGCAAGAUCUUUGAGCUGACGGAGCUCAGAGACACCUUGGCUCGGCUCAUAGAGGAGGCCAGCUAGAGAUGGAGGUUCCACAGAUCACAGAGCCAUAUGAUAAUUUAUUUACACCAACCAAGCCCCCCCACCACCACCCCAAUGCCUCCCCUUCCUCAUGUACCCCACCCCCACCUUUAACACACACACACCCACACAAGAACUGAGACGCUGCACUGCCCACAUUCAUAGUUCGCUCACAAAGGGCAGCUGAAUCCAACUUUUUACCUAACAGGCAUCAAGUUUCUACCAACUGCAAGCACUCCUGUAGUAAAGGAUGAUGCAGGGACUACCUCAGACUGCCUUCUGAUUGGCUGUUUGUUGGCAUAACCUUGUUUGGACUCAGCUGUGGAGAUGCCAGUGGAGGCACAACUGCCACAACUGCCCGCCGCCCACAACCCCACCACAACCCGUCACACUACAGAACUGUGCCUCGGUGCCACCUACUGUUUGACUGGGAGAGCUGCGCCACAGCUCAGAGCAUCACAUUUUUCUCACCCAAUCACACACACACACACUCACACACACACUCCUCUCUGAACCGCCCCUCCAGGGAGGAAAAAAGUGGGGGAGGAGGAUGUUGAAAGUCAUGCGGAAAUAAUUGCUGUUAAGACUUAAAGAACUGCGCCAAAGCUGCCAAAUCCCUUGAAAAAAAAUAUUGUCCUCUUAACUAGCAGAUGCUUUGAUCCAAAGUGACUUUACCGUUCGGAGACAUUUUUGGAGCAGAAGAACCCCAUGUUUGAGCUCGGGCUGCCAGAGGAUUGUAACUGGGAUCAGAGAAAUUGGUUUUGGCUGCUGGGAAAUGGAGUCUGAUGUACUUUGUAAAGCAAAAAUAAAGAACUUACCACACCUUAAUAAUAAUAAUAAUAAUAAUAAAAA
Molecule: messenger RNA, 2581 nt
Organism: Austrofundulus limnaeus
Lineage: Eukaryota; Metazoa; Chordata; Actinopteri; Cyprinodontiformes; Rivulidae
Gene: homer1b
Product: homer scaffold protein 1b
Exons: 10
Coding region: 578-1729 (383 amino acids)
Biological process (GO): G protein-coupled glutamate receptor signaling pathway
Molecular function (GO): G protein-coupled glutamate receptor binding
Source: RefSeq, a predicted model, not a curated record